UCCACACUAGCAGCCAUCAACUCCAAACCUCAAAGCUUCAACCACCACCGCUCUCUCGCACAUGGCCACGUGUCUCCCCUUCCGCGUCGUCCCCUUUAAACCCUCCUCCUCCACCCGCGCCGCUAAAAUCACGUGCUCCUCCGUCGCCGCCCAAUCCCGCCUCGCCAAGCAAGACCUCCUCUCCCUCAUCGCCGACCAGGACCGCGGCCUCAAGACCCAGGCCGACCCAGCCAGGCGCGCCGCCAUCAUCGACGCCAUCGACGCCUUGGCCGAUCUCGGCAAGGGCACCGUCACCACCGGCACCGACCUCUCCGCCACGUGGCGGCUGCUUUGGACGACGGAGAAAGAGCAGCUAUUCAUCAUCCAGAACGCCUCCGUGUUCGGCACGCGCGCCGGCGAUGUUCUUCAGGUCAUCGAUGUUGGCCGGAAGGUCCUCAACAAUGUCAUCACUUUCCCUCCCGACGGCGUCUUCUUCGUUCGCUCCACUAUACAAGUGGCUUCGCAGCAGAGAGUGAAUUUUAGGUUUACGAGUGCGGUUUUACGAGGGAAGAGCUGGGAGUUUCCGUUGCCGCCGUUUGGGAAGGGCUGGUUUGAGUCUGUGUACCUUGAUGAAGAGAUUCGAGUGGCAAAGGAUAUCAGAGGAGAUUAUUUGGUUGUGGACCGUGCUCCCUAUACUUGGAGAGAAUGAAGCUGAGGAAGUUUUAGACUUCUGUUGAUGGGAUUUUAUUAAUGUUUGAAACUGUAUACCUCGAUGAUGAGAUACGGGUUGUGAAGGAUAUAAGAGAAGACUAUUUGGUUGUAGACCGUGCUCCCUAUGCUUGGACAGAAUGAAGAAAAUAAAGUUUUCCACUGGCUGCAUUGUUGCUAUUCUUGGACGUAAUGUGAGUUUGCUUACUCAAAGUGAAUUAUUUGGUGAUCUAUGUUAUACCACAUACGUUUCCAUAUUGUUCAGUCUUCCAGAUCUGAUCUAUUUGUAUAGCUCUGAUGUGUAAUUUGUGCAAUAUAGUGUGGUUUAUCAAUGCACAUUGCUUAAUACAUGUUUGUACAUGCAUACAUUUAUGCACAUGUGAUUAUUAGAAUAGGUUAGAAUCAUUAGCUAUGCCUGUUUUCACUCUGAUGCACCAGUAUAUUCAUAUUUGUUAAUGAA
Molecule: messenger RNA, 1147 nt
Organism: Argentina anserina (silverweed cinquefoil)
Lineage: Eukaryota; Viridiplantae; Streptophyta; Magnoliopsida; Rosales; Rosaceae
Product: probable plastid-lipid-associated protein 11, chloroplastic
Exons: 4
Coding region: 62-688 (208 amino acids)
Source: RefSeq, a predicted model, not a curated record